This is a messenger RNA of Diachasmimorpha longicaudata, 4878 nucleotides long. It is a transcript of the gene Pgant2, whose product is annotated as polypeptide N-acetylgalactosaminyltransferase 2. Gene Ontology annotation, biological process: protein O-linked glycosylation. Gene Ontology annotation, molecular function: polypeptide N-acetylgalactosaminyltransferase activity. The transcript is spliced from 11 exons. Lineage: Eukaryota; Metazoa; Arthropoda; Insecta; Hymenoptera; Braconidae. Gene Ontology annotation, cellular component: Golgi apparatus. The record is from RefSeq and is a predicted model, not a curated record. The coding region runs from base 479 to 2011 and encodes 510 amino acids.
GUGGUGGUGGUGGAGAGAUAGAGAGGGUCGGUUUGGUGUUGUGUGUGCGCCCGACAGAUAAGUUCACUCUCUCGUCGGUCGAUAAAACUCGACAACGAAAAGUGAAGGGAUAAAGGGGGUGGUAGGACGGUCGGAGGGGUGGUUGUUGAAUGUUUGGGGGAUUGAAGGCACGUUAGGAGCACGUGGGUCUCAGGGGGGUGGAUUGACUAUUUGGGAGACAUCAUGAGACGAAAUGUGAAAAUUGUUUUGCUGCUGUCCUGCGCGUGGAUGUUCAUCUGUGUUUACUAUUAUCACUCGUCGAGGGAUAAUAAGGUAUGUACGACGCGUUUGGAGAAGAUCUAGACGAUUUUAAUCGGUGAGCGGUGGCUGUUUUUUGUGAGAGGAUUUGCUGAAUGAAAAUCGUGCCCUGAGGCUGAAGGAACCGGCGCUAGGAUUAUCAAGUGGCAGUUCAGGUUAUGCUGAACCAGAUGGCACAGCCAUGGCCAUGUCCUCGGAGCUGUUACCUGUACCCACCCCAGAUCCCCGGGUAACAUGGAACUACUUCGACGAACAAGGAUAUGUUUCUAGAGGUGGACUACGAGCUGGUGAAGACCCCUACGCCAGAAACAAAUUCAAUCAAGAAGCGUCAGACGGUCUCCCCAGCAACCGAGACAUUCCGGACACCCGGAGUGCAAUGUGCCGAUUGAAGCAGUGGAGACGAGAUUUGCCCCCAACUUCCGUGAUAAUUACAUUCCAUAAUGAGGCUAGAUCGACUCUUCUACGUACAGUUGUCAGUGUUUUGAACAGGAGCCCUGAACACUUGAUCAAAGAGAUUAUUCUGGUGGAUGACUUCAGUGAUCAUCCCGAAGAUGGUGAGGAACUGUCUAGAAUCCACAAAGUUCGCGUGAUAAGAAACGAGAAACGCGAGGGUCUGAUGAGGUCACGUGUUCGUGGUGCAGAUGCAGCAACAGCCAGUGUUUUGACAUUUCUGGAUUCACAUUGCGAAUGUAAUGCCGACUGGCUGGAGCCACUGCUGGAGAGGGUCGAUGAGGAUCCAAGUCGUGUUGUGUGUCCUGUCAUCGAUGUCAUCAGUAUGGAUAACUUCCAGUACAUAGGUGCUUCGGCAGACCUCAGAGGGGGCUUCGACUGGAGUCUCGUGUUCAAGUGGGAGUACUUGAGCCAACUUGAGAGACAGUCGAGACAGAAGGAUCCAACCCAAGCCAUCAGGACACCCAUGAUUGCUGGGGGGUUAUUUGUUAUUAAUAAAGCUUAUUUCGAAAAGCUGGGGAAAUAUGACACGCAAAUGGAUGUGUGGGGAGGAGAAAACUUGGAAAUAUCGUUUCGAGUUUGGCAGUGCGGUGGAAGUUUAGAGAUAAUUCCGUGCUCACGUGUUGGCCAUGUCUUCCGAAAACGUCAUCCAUACUCAUUCCCUGGAGGAAGUGGAAAUGUCUUCGCGAGAAACACACGACGUGCUGCUGAAGUCUGGAUGGAUGACUACAAACAUUUUUAUUACAACGCUGUGCCACUGGCGCGCAAUAUCCCUUACGGAAACAUCCAAGACAGACUGGAAUUGAAGAGAGCAUUGGGCUGUAAGCCCUUCAGUUGGUAUUUGAAGAACGUUUAUCCAGAAUUAGUGAUACCGACUAGUGAAGGUGGUCCAGGUGGUGCUCUCAAACAGGGUAAUGCCUGUCUAGAUAGCAUGGGCCAUUUGUUAGACGGCAACGUAGGUCUCUAUCCUUGUCACGAUACUGGUGGUAAUCAGGAAUGGAGCCUAACAAAGGACGGUUUAAUCAAACAUCACGACCUGUGCUUGACUCUCCCGAUGUAUGCCAAAGGCACGACACUACUCAUGCAGAUAUGCGAUGGCAGUGAGAAUCAGAAAUGGCGACACCUCGAGGGUGGCUUAAUUCGUCACUCGAGGAUCCCAGUGUGCAUGGACUCAAGAUUCCAUGCACAACGAGGCAUAACUGCUGAGAAAUGUGACUCAAGCGCUGAAUCCCAACGGUGGCACCUCUACAAUCAUGGGCAUUAGUCCCUCGUGUGGAAUUAGUAGUCCAUCCGUGAAAUUAUUAUUAAUUAUCAAUUGUUAUUCAUCUGCGUUUGACGUUUUUUUUAUUAUCUGGUGAAGAGGGAGGGGGAGAAUACUCAGAAUUUUAAUUGACGCUCAUAAUUGCACAGAAAAAAAUAAUUCUUGAGUUGAAGAUUUUGUUCAGAACGUGACUCGCUAUUAAAUUUAUUUAAAUAUUUAUCAUAUUGCAAAUCUUAUAGAAAAAUCAGGGGACAACGUGACGCACAACGUGACUAACGUUACUCACUAUUGAUUUUUUUUCGAAAUAUUUAGCAUUUUGCAAAUUUUGUAGGAAAUUCAGGGGAAACUGUCGACUUGAUUCAAUUAUUAUUCCAUAAAAAUCAUUACUGUUUGUUAAUCCUAAUUUUUUUAGCACUGGAAUUUUUCUGCAGAGUUCAGUCAUUACCGGAAUAGUUACAUAAUUAAUUGAUCACUAAUUAAUCAGUAGUCCUACGAAAAUGAUUUCGACUGCAGAUACUGAAACAAUAAUUUCAAGAAUUAUUUUUUCUGUGGAUCGAAUUCUUAUUAAUUGAUCGUUAGUAAAUGGAUAAGAGACGAUGGAAUUUGAUGAAGGAGCCGAGGGAGAUCUCAAAUGACUAUCAUUGAGUGUCUAGGUGGUGCCCGUGGCACCGUGUGCUUGUAAAAGCUUCCAAUUAUACGAGAAAUCGAGGUUUAUAAACUAAUCAGUUAAUUACAUAUAUCGAUUGAUGCUUGAGAUUUUUCUGUAAUGUACUUUCUGUAUCAUACGACUAUAUUUAUAAGUCAACUUGACUAAUGAUUUUAUAUAAUGUAUCUUCCCUGGACUUUUUUUUACGAAAAAAUUUCGAGACUUUAAGACUUUUUCCAGCUGAUGUACUUACUUAUGGCCAGAAUAUACAUUUGACGAAUGUUUAUUUUUCGUAAUGUUCGGGGGACUAUCGUUUCAAUCAAAAAUUGUUCGUUGGAGAAAUAUUGAAAUUGGGGAUAAAUGUGGAGAGAUUUUUUUUGAGGGAAAUAAUCCCCUGGAAAAUAUAGCUUGACAUUUUCUUUAAAAUAGUCGACAGUUUCGUCAUCUCCCACUGAACAUUAACAAAACGUAAAAUCGUACUCUUCCUUUAGAAUUUUCCUAGUCUUAUAUUUCAUGUUUGUAAAUAAUAUUGCAAUUUUGCGUGGACAUCUGUGCCGAUAAAAUAUUCCAAACAAAAAUCAAACAAAAUAAUUCUUCCAUUUUUGUCAAUAAUUUACCGAAAAUUAUAUCUCGCAAUUUUACAAUAAUUUUGGUCUUCGUGAUAAAUUGAGAAUUUUAAAAAUGAGUCUCCAAUUUGUAAAACUGUCGCGCAAUGCUUACGCAGAGAUUUAUUUUUGUAAUAAAUUGUAUAAUUGUAUUUUAGUUGUCGUAUAUUGUUAAUAAUAUAUUCAAAAAUUUGAUGAAUAAUAUUCCUGAAUACUUAAAAGGGAAUUAUUAGAGUGGACGAAAUUGUUUCGGUGUUUGAAUGUCAUUGGAAUUUAAUAUAAAAAGCUUUUUGUAAUAAAAAUAAUGCUGAAAAUGGAUAAUCAUUCACAUCCGAGAAUAUAUUUAUACAUUAGGAGAACAAUUUUCUGUGAUUUUAUGUUGAAAAAUCAAAAUCAAAAGUAAAUUAACGAAACAGAAUUCAAAAGAAGAUAAACUCAAAAAAAAGUUGCGACUGAUUUUGAAAAUAUCUCGUAUGAGAUCGCAAAAUUUUUUUAAUUUGUAACAAAAAACAGUUAUGAAAGAAUCACUUUGGGUAAUGAAAACUAAAUUACCAUAUUAUGUAAAUAUGAGCAUUUAGAAAUAAUAUAAGACUAUACAUAUUAGCUGUUAAGAUUAAUCAUAAUGAAUAAGGUAAAAUGUAAAAUAGUAAGUAGUCCAAAUUUUCAUGAUAACGAAGCCAUAAAAGGGAUGAUUGAUAAGCCAAGUGCAAUAAUAUAUCAACAAUCAAAAAAAAUCUUUCCUUAAUUGAGGAAUUAUUUGAGAGUGAAAUUAUCAACAACAAUUUCUCUUAUUUAUAUUGGGAUUGAGACCUUUCCGGUACUUCCGCUAUUUUUAUCUUCCGUGAAAAACAGUCUUAUCCAUUCGAUUUUCUUAUUCAACUUUUGCAAACCUGAUAUAUAUUUCGAUAUUAUUUUUGAAAAUUCAAAAAAUUCAGUAACGAAGUGGUAAAACAACAUAAACCACUUUUUGUCAUCGAUCGAUUUUUGAUGAAUAUCUAGAAAUCUAAGCGAGAUAACGCAAUUUUUGUUAUAAACUUUUUUGUGAAGAAAAUGGAGUACUACAAUAGAUGUUAUGACAAAAAUUGUGCUAUCUCUCUUAGAUUUAGAGAUAUUACUCAAAAACUCACCUCAUUCAUGAGUUCAAAUCUCGUUUUACUUCACUACUAAAUUCUGUCGAUUCAUUUGCGAACAACAAAUAAUCGAGUAUUUUAUAGUGUAUUUAAAUGUUGCUGAAUAAUCAUUUGUUUCAAAUUUGAUCAAACAACAAUUUAAUCGAUGAAAUUGAUAAUUGAAUUCAUCAUUAAUUAAAAAUAAUUGAAUGUAGAGAGGGAUCUCCACAAAAUUGCACAAAACUUGGCUGUCCCUGAAUGAAUAAUUAAAAAAAUAUCUGGAUGAACUCUAGAUAUGAAAUUAAACAAUCAUAAAACUCCAACCCUCACUUUACUCAUCAAAAACAUCAUAACAAUUGUAUUUCAGAGAUGAAUGAGUCCUAUGAGAGGCAUUCAUCCCAUAUUUUGCAACUGUAUAAUAACGAUUGUGUGUACAUCACUGAGUUAUCUCCUAUAACAAAUAAUCUAGCUGAAAAACUUUUUGGUUAAUAAAAAAUGAAAGCAAUAAAA